Messenger RNA from Oncorhynchus kisutch (coho salmon), 2051 nucleotides. RefSeq lists its product as uncharacterized. The transcript has 3 exons. Gene Ontology annotation, cellular component: nucleus. Bases 253 to 1830 code for a protein of 525 amino acids. NCBI's taxonomy places the organism in Eukaryota, Metazoa, Chordata, Actinopteri, Salmoniformes, Salmonidae. The record is from RefSeq and is a predicted model, not a curated record. Gene Ontology annotation, biological process: regulation of gene expression.
GGUGGCGACAAUACAUCUUUUUGCGUGUAGUUCGACAUAAAACCCAAAGAAGAAGUGUAACCGGAAAAGAACAGCGACCAAGAACAAUUUCCACGUUAGAGUUGUUGUUAUUUAUACGUUUAUUAACACCAUGGAACUCAAAAUGAACAAUUUAACUGCACAACAUCACAUACUGACAGCACUUUGUUGACAGAUGUUAUCGAUUGUCAAGGUAACGCUAGCCAGCUAGUUAGCGGAUAACGUUAGCUAACGAUGGCUAACAGUAUGGUUUUUCACACUCAAAUAGCCUCCAUCAUGGAGGUCCUAGCGAAUGCAGCCGUGGCAGAGGUUUGUAAACUCGUAGACGACGAUUAUGCAGUGUUUCGUUUGGAAAUGUCUCAAAGCCAGAAAGAAAACAGGGCAUUGCGAAGGAAACUACAGCUAUUCGAACUGAAGGUGGCACGGGAGCGCGUCCUCGCCAGUCGUCCCAGUAGUGUCAAGAUCCUCGACAGACACAGAGGAAUGGCAAGAGGUGAAGGACAUCUCACUGGAGGCCACAGGAGUUUUGUGAAGCCAGUGGGACACAAUACAUGGAGAGAUGACCAACCAAUCACUAUUGAUGAGGGGAGUGGAACCUCAACCCAGCCCGUUAUCGUGAUAGAGUCUGCAGAUGCAGAGGCUGCUGGUCCUGGGGUCAAGCAGGAGAAGACUGAAAGAGAGGAGGACCCACAGCAAAGCAGAGACAUCCAGACUGGCCCGACUGGAAUGCCCCCUGUAGCCACGGAGGACGCCGCCCCAGUGCAGUCCAGUUACCAACGCAUUGUCACUGAGGUCUGUGGAACACCAAACGCUGUCCUAAAGUCAGAGACUGACACUGAGACUUUAACUGUAACACACAGGCUCUUACACACAGGACCUGACCACGGAUCAGACCCAGAGAGACGUGGGCUGGGGGCAUUGGGCUGUCCUCCUGUUCCCGGCUCAGAAUACUUACCGAUAUUUCACCAGGUCCAGAGGACGGUUCAUUCUCGUGGAGAUGGUGAGGUGUUAUACACAGGCAUUGAUGACCUGUCUUGUACUUACGCUACAGAGAUGGACCCUGGCAACGUAUCCUUGGAUUUAGAGACACAGAAUGAUCUGUCUAGAGGGGACUGGAACCGGUACAGUAGUAGUGUAUACUCUGAAGGGUGCCUAGAUAAGAAAGGAGAGGUUAUAGUCGUAGACGAAGUGACUGUGAAAGUGGAGGGCGAUGCUCCUCCCACAUGGAAUGCAAAUAGUCACCUAGGAGACAGACACUCACAAGGCAGAGAUUUCUUAGAUUACAGGGAAAGCUUAGAGACAAAUCCAAAUGUCGUCCACCCGUUCCGGGAUCGCGACCCAGUGUCCACGUCAAUGGGGCCUUCCGAUUCACACGGCUGUGCCCUUUUGGAUCAGGCAUUGAACUCAAAAGACGGGGCUAGAGCCCAGGCUCUGGGAGGGGAAGCAACAUCUGGCAAAAAACAGGGGGUGAAACCCUUUAGCUGUACCCAGUGUUCUAUGCGCUUCGCCCAGGCUGGCAACCUGAAGAGGCACCAGAGGGUCCACACAGGGGAGAAACCAUUCAGUUGUACCCAGUGUCACAUGCGUUUCGCCCAGGCUGGUGACCUGAAGAGGCACCAGAGGGUCCACACAGGAGAGAGACCUUACAGCUGCCCCCAGUGUGAGAAGAGGUUCUCCCACCAGCACCAUCUGAAGAUGCACUUGAAGAUCCACACUGAAGCGAGGCUGUUCGCCUGUACGCCCUGCGGGAAGAGAUUUUCAGAUAGGAGCUACCUCAGGAUACACCAGCAGAAAAACCAUUCCACUCUAUAACAUAGAAAGUAACCAUUUGACUCGAUAGCUUCUGACGUUUAGAUCAAACCCUGCAUUAAAAGAUUAACUUUCAUUGUUGUCAGCAGAACAUUUGGAUUAACAAGAGUCACAGAUUUCAGUGUUGAAUAUUCCUGGGUAGAAUAAUGCAUCCUACAAUACUGUGUAGGCCAGUGGUCACCAACCUAUUCAAGAUCACUUUUAUUGAUCUAUCGCUCAGAAUU